GUGUCAAGCAAUCUUUUCAUCAGAUUCUGUCCUUUUCUCCUCUGUGUGCUUUGGGCGCCUGUGUAAAAGGUCACUCGUUGCGAUCGUCAUAAUCUGCAUUCGUUACAACAGCAGCAACAACCACAAGCACACCCAACUACUACGUCUAUCAAUCAAUCUAUCUAUCUAGCUAACGGUACCACCAUGGAUGAUUCUGAAUUGGAAUACGAGACCAUCUUUUCGGUGAUUGACAGUUGGGAGCAGUUGCGCCGCGUCAAGGACUAUCAGAAUGUGGCUGGAAGUUGUCUGUUUGUCAAGCUGUUUGAGAAAUGUCCUCCCGCAAAGGUGCUGUUUGGAUUCCCCAUCGAUAUGGAUCCACAAUCGGAAGAAGUCGGCAAGAGCAAACGAUUCCAAACCCAUUCUCGUUAUAUGAUUCAAAUGCUCGAUCGGGCCUUGGGUUUGUUGGGACCCGAUGAAGAGCUGCUCCUGGAAAUUUUGGAGCGGUUGGGCAAGACGCAUGCUCGAAUUGGAGUUCAUCCUCAAUACUUUCCCUUUAUGGAAGAAGCGCUCCUGGAAACACUCCAAGAAUGUCUUGGCAGCAACUCAUUUACUCCUGAACUCGAGCACAAUUGGAAACUGGUCUACGCCGUCUUGUCCGGCAACAUUAUCAAGGCCAUGAAUGGCGAACAGCUCGUACUCGAGAGCUGGGCCAAGCUCUCCAAAAUGGAAAACUACGAAGAAGAAGCCGGAAAGCUCUUGUUUCAAGAAAUGUUUCGACAAUGCCCCGAAAGCAAAACGCUCUUUGGUUUCCCCAUUGACAUGGAUAUCGAUUCCGACGCCAUUCUCCGCAGUCGACGAUUCAAAACCCAUUCCAAGUACUUUAUCGAAAUGCUAGACCGUGCCUUGAAAAUGGUCAAGGCACAAGAAAUGGAUCAGCACAUGAAGCAAUUGGGAGAAUUGCAUGCCGAAUUUGGUGUCAAGCCAGAGUUCUUUCCCAUUAUGGGAGAUGCGCUAUUCAUGACUUUGAAAACAUUACUAGAGGAAGAUUGGAAUGACGAUCUCAAGGGGGCAUGGGGGGACUUCUACGGGAGACUCUCCUCGCAAAUGAUUGCGGCCAUCAAGGCCAGCAAAAACACCAAGCAAUAAACUGGCUGCGGAAAAGAGAAGAAAACAGCCAUCGGUCUACCAAGCCAACCAGCAGUGCAGUACCGUACCAACACGAAUUUCAUUGUUAGCAUCGACCAACCAACCAUGCAGACCCUCAGAAAACGCUUUGCAGCUCAAGUUAGUUACAUUGAUUUCCAUAGUUUUGCAUAAUAUUUUC
Seminavis robusta is the source of this 1303-nucleotide messenger RNA. Lineage: Eukaryota; Bacillariophyta; Bacillariophyceae; Naviculales; Naviculaceae. The record is from the annotation of a GenBank genome assembly.